UUGCGGGCGGCGGCGAUGAGCGACAUCGUGGAGAGGACGCUGACGGCGCUGCCAGGACUCUUCCUCCAGAGCCCGCCAGGCAGCGGGCCCGCGGCGGCCAAAGCGCCCUUCUCUUCGCGGCUGGGCGGCCUGGUCCGCGGCGUCACGGCGCUCACCUCCAAGCACGAAGAAGAGAAAUUAAUCCAGCAGGAACUGAGUAGUCUGAAGGCGACUGUUUCUGCUCCCACAACGACACUGAAAAUGAUGAAGGAAUGUAUGGUAAGACUUAUAUAUUGUGAAAUGCUUGGAUAUGAUGCCUCCUUUGGCUACAUACAUGCAAUCAAGCUGGCCCAACAAGGAAAUCUCUUAGAAAAAAGAGUAGGUUAUCUGGCUGUGUCUUUAUUUCUGCAUGAAAGUCACGAACUGUUGCUUCUCCUGGUGAAUACAGUGGUAAAGGAUUUGCAGAGCACUAACCUGGUAGAAGUUUGUAUGGCACUUACUGUCGUCAGCCAGAUUUUCCCUCGAGAAAUGAUCCCAGCUGUCCUUCCACUAAUAGAAGAUAAACUGCAACAUUCUAAGGAGAUUAUACGAAGAAAAGCUGUUCUGGCGCUGUACAAAUUCCAUCUCAUUGCUCCUAACCAAGUGCAGCACAUCCACGUGAAGUUCCGGAAAGCGCUUUGUGACAGAGAUGUGGGGGUGAUGGCUGCUUCUUUGCAUAUAUACCUCAGGAUGAUCAAGGAGAAUGCGUCUGGAUAUAAAGACCUGACUGGGAGUUUUGUAACAAUCUUAAAGCAAGUCGUUGGCGGAAAGCUCCCGGUAGAUUUUAAUUACCACAGUGUGCCAGCGCCAUGGUUACAAAUACAGCUCUUAAGAAUACUAGGACUUCUAGGAAAAGACGACCAAAGGACAAGUGAAUUAAUGUAUGAUGUUCUUGAUGAAUCCUUGCGAAGAGCUGAGUUAAAUCACAAUAUCACUUAUGCUAUUCUGUUCGAAUGUGUACAUACAGUCUAUUCUAUUUAUCCUAAGUCAGAAUUACUUGAGAAGGCUGCCAAAUGCAUUGGAAAAUUUGUCCUGUCACCUAAAAUAAAUCUGAAAUAUUUAGGACUGAAGGCUCUUACCUAUGUUGUCCAACAGGAUCCCACGCUGGCUCUUCAACACCAGAUGACAAUAAUCGAAUGUUUAGACCAUCCUGACCCCAUUAUCAAAAGAGAGACUUUGGAGCUUCUUUACAGAAUUACGAAUUCACAGAAUGUAACAGUUAUUGUCCAGAAAAUGCUUGAAUAUUUACAUCAGAGCAAAGAAGAAUAUAUCAUUGUCAACUUAGUUGGCAAAAUAGCUGAGCUGGCUGAGAAAUAUGCUCCUGAUAACGCGUGGUUUAUUCAGACAAUGAAUGCUGUGUUUUCAGUGGGGGGAGAUGUGAUGCACCCUGAUAUCCCCAGUAACUUUCUGAGGCUGUUGGCAGAAGGUUUUGAGGAUGAGACAGAAGAUCAGCAGUUAAGAGUCUAUGCGGUUCAGUCAUACCUCAGUUUAUUAGAUGCGGAAAAUGCGUUAAUUUAUCCACAGAGAUUUCUUCAGGUUAUGAGUUGGGUGUUAGGAGAGUAUUCUUACCUCUUAGAUAAAGAAAAGCCAGAGGAAGUGAUAAACAGGCUGUAUAAGUUACUUAUGAAUGACUCCAUUUCUUCAGAAACAAAAGCCUGGUUGAUUGCCGCAGUGACCAAGUUGACACCUCAAGCUCAGACUUCUAGCACAGUGGAGAGAAUAAUCCAGGAAUUCACUGGGUCUUUGGAUACAUGUAUGAGGCAGCAAACAUUCGAAUUAAAGCAUUUGUAUGAGAAUGUAGAAGUUAUGAAGAACUUGCUUCCAGUCAAUAAGAGCUGCGAAGACCUGGUGGUAGAUGCUUCCUUAUCUUUCCUGGAUGGUUAUGUGGCUGAAGGACUCAGUCAGGGGGCAGCACCUUAUAAACCUCACCACCAGCGCCAGGAGGAGAAGCUUUCUCAGGAAAAAGUUCUCAAUUUUGAACCAUACGGACUCUCCUUUUCAUCUGGUUUCACUGGACGACAGUCUCCUGCUGGCAUUUCUCUUGGUUCAGAUAUAUCUGGGAACAGUGCUGAGACAGGCCUGAAAGAGACAAACAGCUUGAAGCUGGAAGGCGUAAAGAAGCUGUGGGGGAAGCAGGGCUAUCUUCCCAAGAAGGAGAGCAAAGCAGGGGAUGAAACAGAGGCUCCACCUGUUCCUGCAGAGAGCACAGCAUUGGAGAAUGUGGACCAAGCUGUACCAAAAAGGGACCAAGCGCAAGUCCUCACCCAGUCAAGAGAAGAGAGAGAGAAGCAGCUGUUGGCGUCGUCAUUGUUUGUUGGGCUAGGAUCAGAAAGUGCGAUCAAUUUGCUAGGAAAAGCAGAUACCAUCUCUCACAAGUUCAGAAGAAAAUCGAAAGUCAAGGAGGCCAAAAGCAGAGACGUGGCCAGCACCCAUAAUCUGACCUGUCCUUCUCUUAAUUCUCUGUCAAACGUGGCCUAUGAAGAAAAUGAUUACUUGACAACUUUGCAGGAUAGAGGAAACACAGAAGCAAAGGAAUUUCCCCUCGGCUCAGAACUUCUGGUUUCAGAGUCUGUCUCCGAGCUGCCUCUGGCCGAGUGCAGCCUGUCUGCACCUGCUUUGUUUGCCGAUAGCGACAUGGAAGUUUUUCACCCUCCUGCGUCUGCUGCAGCUUCUGCAUCUGCUGUGGCUUCAGUGACCACGGAAAUUGCCUUAGCCUCUUCCUUUUUGGAAGAAACUACUGAGGACAUGCGUUCAGGUCCUGUAGAGGUCUGUGGUGAUGAAACCGUGACCGUGUCUUCUUACAAACUCUGGAAGGAGGAUUGUUUACUGAUGGUCUGGUCCGUUGCUGCUAAGAAUGGUUCCGAGUUGAAAAGUGCUAGCUUAGACAUUUUUCCUGCAGAAAAUUUCCAGAUCAGUGAGCAAGCUGGGUGCUGUUUGCCUGUAACAGAAGUGGGAAACACCAAAACUUUCCAGUAUAGCUUGCAAAUGGAAAGCCCUUUCACAGAAGAGACUCUCUCUGGUUCUAUCACUUAUCAGAUGGUGGACACUCAUGCUGUUCAGCUGGAGUUUUCUCUAAACUUAUCACUAUUAGAUUUCAUUCGGCCACUAACAAUCUCAACUGAAGACUUUGGUAAAUUGUGGUUAUCCUUUGCAAAUGAUGUGAAGCAAAAUGUAAAAAUACCAGAACCUCAAGCUUCUCUGCUUUCUGCCCUGAAAACGCUGCAACAGAAACUGAGGCUGCAUGUGGUGGAUGUCCGAGGCAGUGAAGGGCUGUUGGCCUGCCGGCUGCUCCCGUCCACCUCCGGCCUCCUGCAUUGCCGCGUUCACGCUGAUGGAUUAUCUCUGUGGUUUAGGUCCUCCUGCUCUGCUCUUCCGGACUGUUUAUUGUAUCAGUGUCAAAAGGCACUGGAGGGAUCCUAGCAGCACUUGCUGGACUCUGUCAAGAUAAACAGUUUACACAGAGAAACAGAUUUACCAAAGUUAAAGAACUCACGGUACUGCUCGUGAAAAUGGGGGUUAUUACAAAUUGUGAUUUAUGUGUUUGUUUUAGAUUCUUGGUCAAGAAUGAUCCCCGAGAAAGUUUAUCCCUAUACUUUUACUCAGGAUUGUACAGUAUGUUUGGGUCCAGAAAAAUGACCUAAGCUAAAUGUUAUAAAAUGCUAAUGAUUUAUAUUAGCACAAAGUAUAGAGGUACUUACAGAAGUACUUUAGUAUAGAGAUAAUGAAAAUAUCUAUUUUGUUAUAAAUACUUUUAUAACAAGGUUACUCUAACUCUAGCUAAUUUGUAAUAAAAAUAAGGUUCAGUUCUCUGUAUUGGUAGAGUGGAGACGUGAAAUUGAUAAUCCCAAACCUAACUACUGCUUGGCUUUGGAAUGCAGUGUGUUGUGUAGGUAAAUCAGCCCCUCCAAUUAUGUUUUGCUGGGAUGACUGUUGACCUAAGCUGGUAUAGCACACAUGAGCAGUUGUUGGAUAUCCACAGCAUGCUGGAUAGUGGGGGAGAUUCCAUCUGUAGUGUUUUUUACUGUACACAACUUAUUACACAUAAUUCCAGAUAAUUUGGCUAUCAAAUUUACCUAUUUUCCAUUUUAAACCUGAAACUGAAUUACUAGAGCCUUUGCAACAUAUUUCUGUAUAGAAACAGACCCCACUAGAAAGCGAACAGCUAUAAAAGAGUUUUUGGUGUGACCGGCCUUAAGCCAGUUACCACUUUGGUUGUCUGACAAAUUAAAAUUCAUGGCUAGUAUAGAGAUGUUCAGACUCUCUUGCCUGGUGUUUGACUCUACUCGUAUUCAGUGGGUCCAACAGGAGCAGUGACCAGCUGAGUGUACCAAGCAGACUCCGCAGUACAUCAUACUGUGUUUGUGCUAUGGCUGGGUCUGUAUGGCCUCAGUCAGGAUCAUCAUCAGUAAGAAAAGAGGUUCUGUCUAAUCUGUGCAGUGGACCAAAAUCCAGAGAUUGUACUUCAGGUGUUUCUUGUUUUUUUUUUUUUUUUGUACUGGGGAUCGAACUCAUAGUCUAGUGCUUGCCUGCCAGGUGUUUAUGCUGCUGAGCUAAAUCCCUGGCUCUGAAGAUUAUGCUUUAACUAAAGCAGUAUUUUAUAAAACCUUGUGGUGCUGCGGAAAUAAUCCUUAUUUUGUUUUCUGUGAUGUCACCAUGGUAACCCCAUGGUAAGUCACUGUGCUCAGUGCCAGUGGAGCAGUGCAAUUUCUCCAGGUCACUCCUCUUGACCCAGAUGCCACAGGGCCCUAGGGCAGUCAGCAAGGCACAGAGCAUUGCAAACAGAACUGUUGGUUUUGGAUUAAUUUUUAAGUUAUUUUAAAAAUGUAGCAUUUCAUUAAUUUUACUCCUUAAAAAAUGCAGUAAAGCCUUGCUAAGAGAGACAGAUGGCUGCCAGUGAGUGGUGGCAGCAGCUGUUGGGAGACACGUCUGGCACGCAGCACUGUGUGGUGGCGGCAGGUGUGGCCAGUGCCAGGUGUGGCCAGUGCCAGGUGCAGGCCAGAAGCACAGUUCUGGGCAGACCACAGAGAACAUGGCUUCAGUCUCCUUUUCUCUGGACCACUAAUCACAAGUAGGGUAACAGGAUUUCUACUGAAAUGUUUGACAAAGUACUUAUAGUUUUCAUAUUUUUAUGAUUUUAAAAAUAAGCACUGGAGAACAGGUACUGAAGAAGUAUAGAUCAGUCAGCAGGCUGCCUAGACUCAGCAAGUGCUUUCAGUUCUCAGGGGAUGUGGUCCUGGGGGAGGUGGAGGUCUGUGACAGGCUCCUGUGUCCUCUCAGCCGGCUCAGCCCGGGAGGUGGCCCCUGGCAUCAGAGCUCUGGCACGUGAGAGAUGCUCAGCCAGGCGAGUUUCAUGCCAAGCGUCCUUGCUGAGACUGGAGACGUGGGGGAUUCAAGGCCACAGAGAGCCUCCUAGUGGGCCGGGAAGGUGCUUGCCCCACCCCCCAAUAACGCCUGCAGUGGCACGGGGUGGGGACGAAAGAGUCAGUGGGUAUCCAGAUGAUGUGUGUGAGAGCUGGGCCCCCCGCUGCCUGGAGGGUCCUUUAACAGUGUGAUGCCAUCAGCUGCCAAAACAGUCGUGGUCAAAGUACAGUAUUUGCUUUUCUUUUUAUUUCAUGUCGGUAAUAUUUCUCAAAUGUUGAUGUAUGCAUCUCUUUUUAUGGACAAACAUAGUGUUUGUCUCAAGAUUAUGAGCCACGGAAAGUGCACUGAAUCGUACAUGUGUCUUCAGGUGUUGUGCUGUGUUAAAACAGUUAGGAAAAAAUGCAACCGAGUAACACUUACAGCUGGCAUCUGUUACUUUACUUUGGAGCUGAAGUCUGUAAUUUGAAUGUGCUCAGUUAAACAUGCAAUAAAUACAGUGAUCUGGA
Molecule: messenger RNA, 5885 nt
Organism: Cavia porcellus (domestic guinea pig)
Lineage: Eukaryota; Metazoa; Chordata; Mammalia; Rodentia; Caviidae
Gene: Ap4e1
Product: adaptor related protein complex 4 subunit epsilon 1
Exons: 21
Coding region: 16-3438 (1140 amino acids)
Biological process (GO): intracellular protein transport; vesicle-mediated transport
Cellular component (GO): AP-4 adaptor complex; membrane coat
Molecular function (GO): cargo adaptor activity
Source: RefSeq, a predicted model, not a curated record